Molecule: messenger RNA, 3904 nt
Organism: Anopheles moucheti
Lineage: Eukaryota; Metazoa; Arthropoda; Insecta; Diptera; Culicidae
Gene: MTF-1
Exons: 6
Coding region: 77-2482 (801 amino acids)
Biological process (GO): regulation of transcription by RNA polymerase II; central nervous system development
Cellular component (GO): nucleus
Molecular function (GO): RNA polymerase II cis-regulatory region sequence-specific DNA binding; DNA-binding transcription factor activity, RNA polymerase II-specific
Source: RefSeq, a predicted model, not a curated record
AGUGCUCGCGUUCGCGAUAUUCGUCCCUGUUUUGGUGAAUCGUAGAGUAGUGUGGAAGAAAGUGCAAGCCAGCGACAUGAUGAAUUUCGCACUUAGCAGCCAAUUCUAUAUCGAUGCUCUAGAACGUGCGAUACACGAGCAAGUUCCGCAGCACUUUCAAACGCUGGCAGAAGAAAACCAGCUCAAUCCGUUCGAUCUCGUACCACUGGACAUGAUGACGACGGUAGUGGAACCGUCUGCGGAUGACAUUGGCUCCGCGAUCGAAGAGGAGCGCGAAGCAAAGUUUCUGCAGUCAGCGGAAAACCAGCACCUGCCGCAGCAGCAGCAAUCCGACGAGCAGCACAGUAGUAGUGGCAGCGAAGGCAACCCAUUCUGCGACAUCAAUGAUAAUAGUAUUCUGGUUGAGUUUGAAAAGAUAGACGAUGAGCUGGAUGAGGACGGAGGAUGUAAUAAAGAAAACAAUACUCUAUACGAAGACGGAGAGCCAUCGCAUGCCACUAUCACGAUCGAGGGUCCGGACAAUCAAAUACUGGCCCGGUAUCGUUGCAACUAUGGCAGUUGUAACCGAAGCUACAGUACGGUAGGCAACCUGAGGACACACAUGAAAACACACCGAGGGGAGUACAAGUUUAAAUGCACCGAAGAGGGCUGCACCAAAGCUUUCCUGACGUCCUACAGCCAGAAGAUACAUAUACGAGUCCACACGAAGGUGAAACCGUACAUCUGCAGCGAGAGCAGCUGUCGCAAAGCGUUCAACACGCGUUACCGUUUGAGGGCACACGAGCGGCUCCACAAUGGCGAAACGUUCAAUUGCUCCGUCUGCCAGAAGGUUUUCACCACGCUGAGUGAUCUGAAGAAACAUUCGCGUGUUCACACUCAAGAGAGACCGUACAAGUGCAAAGAAGAUAAAUGUGGCAAGGCGUUCACCGCAUCGCAUCAUCUGAAAACGCACAUCCGGACACAUUCAGGCGAACGACCCUUUUCGUGCAAGAUCAAUGAUUGUAACAAAUCCUUCAGCACACCCCACAGUCUGAAAACACAUUCGAAAACACACGAAAAAGCGAAGAAAAAAUUCUCCAAAUCCUCCAAAAUGAAGAAGGCGCGCUCUUCAGCCUAUGAUCAGGAAGCCGAAAUGUCCUCCUACGACAUUGUGCUUCUAGACGAUGAAUAUGAAACAGACGGGGCACGUGCAAUCGACAUAGUUAAUGACCAGUCUCCGGACGCGCAACAGGUUAAUGUGAACCCGUCAAACGCUGUGAACAGCAUUGUUACACCCGGGGAGGAAUUCAGCUUCGUACAGGUGAAUGAUUUCCACGAAUCGAAGGCUCUCGAGUUAGCACUUGCCGCGGAAGAAGAGCUAAACCCACAAUGGAUCGACAUUUCGAUGUUACAAACUAAAUCGCUCGCAACACUCGAUCCCGUAACGUCUGCCUGUGUAGCACUCCCGACCAAUGUUCCGUCAUAUGUGGAUCUUUCAUUCAAUGUGAAUGUAGCGGACUAUCUACCGACCACAGAAACGAAUGCCGCAAGCACCACAACCACAGGCGGAGCUGUUCUUACCGGUGAACUACCCGCCAAUGGAUCACAGGUGUUUACAAUCGAGAAUUAUUUUGACGAAAAUUUGCUGGAAAGUGCCAAUGCAACCGUACAGAUUGAUCGUGCAAUACAGAACAGUGAACAGCGUGCCGGUGUGGUGAAGCAAGAAGAACAGGAAGAAACGGAAAAAUUAAUCAAUGAACUGUUUGCCGAGGAGUUCCUACCGAAGCUAAAUUCUUCCUCGGAUGCUAUGGGAGGCAGUACGCAAGGUCCCGAACCUGGUGGUGGCGGUUUUGUGUCGGUUAACCCGACGGAAAAUGCCCAAUCCGAAUCAAACAACUUGUUAAUGGACGGCUCAAUCCCUGUAGCGGAUGCUUCAACCAAAACACUUAAGGACAUUACGGCCGAUGCAGAUAUUUGUCGUUGUGUCAACUGCCAGUGUGAUCCGUUGCAGGGUUGCAUUGGAGGCUGUGGUCCUGAGAAUCCUUGCCGUGGUACAGCAUCCGCAAGUACCGAAUUCAAUGUAUCUUCUUCGCUGAUGCCAACCAUAUCCCAAUCGCAUGAUCUUGCAGAGUUGCAACCAGCAACCUCCAUUGAAGCGCAAUCCACCAUACCUAGUGGCACCGUGAGCUUGAUGGCAAUGCAGCAACCUCAGAUCGAACCAUUAAAGGAACCGUUUUUGCAAUCUUCUUGUUGUAAAGCACCGGAAGCAGCAAACAAUAAUGCCAUCAGUGGAAUCGGACCAAAACUAACCGAUCAACUCGAACCGCUGACUAACAUGCUGAAAAGCUUGCAGAACUGUUCCUGUGCUGGACCGCGGGAUGGCCAUUCGAAGGGAUGUUGUGUGGUCAUUUGUUUGAAGACGCUGGAAACGCUCAAAAAGGUACUGAGUACACACUCCAGCUUGAUCCAUUGUCAGAAUAGCAGUAGUGCCAUAAUCAACUGAGAGAUUCGAUCCGAGUGUGUGUUUGUGGUAUAAUUAGUGCAAUAGAUCCACUUUUAACGCAGUACAAACAUCUUAUCGCGAAACAGUCCAAUCGUUGUUAGUGAUAAAAGAGCAAAAAAAAAGAAGGAGAGGCAACGUCGCCCUAAUAUCGUUCCUAAGAGGACGACACUUGAAAUGGUUCUAUUUUGUUGUAGAAGAUGUUAUGUUUUUUAUUGAUUUGUUAUAUUGUGUUUAUUAGCAUACUCUUAGUUCCAUGCAUGGAAACGAAGGCGAAAGAAUUUUGUUAAGAAUGUUAAGGUAAUAAUGUUGAAAAUGCUCACGGCAGCAAUGCCGGCCUUUUUUGCUAUUGCUGUAUCCCAACGACUUUCACUAUUAACUUAAUCUUCUCUAUUACUUCUAUUUAAUGUAAUCAUUCUAGUUUCCAAUCUUUACAUACUUUAACGAUUAAUGCUUAGUUGCUUACAUUCACCGCAAAUGCCUGAUGGAAUUCGCAUUUGUCUAUUUGAUUCCCCCAGGAGGGAUCCCGAUGUGAACGAAACCAAGCGAGCAAAAAGGAGGUGACUGUUAUAUUUGUUUAAUUGUUCCUAUAGACAAGGGAUCGGUCCAAGUUCUAUGGCCAAAAACAAUAAGUUAGGAGAAUGGAAACCUUUUCAGUUUUCUUCGGCUCGAUUUGCCGAUCCCUGCUCUACGCUAUUUUAGUAUUUUAGAAUUACUUUCCUAUUCCUCUCACGGAACUUGUCCGCUAUGGAUUUCUGCUAAGUACCUAUCUAUACCUAUCUACCGUUACAGCGCUGUAGCUUUGCUAUUUACAUUCUUUAUUGUGCCAAAUAUGAGGAAACAAAAGUGCAAUAAUAUAUGCAGUGAAACAUAUAGAACAAACAGGAUUACCGAUUAGUGUGACGGACGUUAAGGCUUAAGCUGUUGAUUACAAGAAUUGUUUAGUUGGGUUUGAUUCGAAUUUUAUUGGUUCCGUAAAAGAUGAUGAUUGAAGUGCGACAUGCUAUAUGGAGUCGGGGAUUUAGUUGUUUUUAUUUUUGAAGCUUACUGUUAGUAUAGAGAGUAGAACUCCUCUCAAGCAUGAUCAUUCUCAUCAUGAGUAGAUAUCGCGGGGCGAAGAAACUGUGUGUAGAAGGAAACACAUUUAAGUUUUAAUAAUUAAUUUCAGUAUGCUUUUUACCUAGUCAUUUUGUUUCGUGCAAUACCGUCAACAAUAGCGUUCGUUUAUGCACUUAACGACCACAUAAGAAGUCAAGGUACCAAAGCAAACACUAUAGUUUAUGGUGACAAACGAAUGUAAUGUGCCAAAGGUUGGCGCGCAACUAGUGGAACAACUCAUUACAAAAUAGAGAUCGAAACAUGCGUUUUAAAUAAAUGAAAGCAGCUAUUUUUUCUCUUCCCGAAACAAUGAAAACGACAUUAACA